AUGACGGUGAAAUAUGAUUAAAAACAGAAUUUUAUUACUUUGGAUAUUGUCAACUAACAUGCUUAAAAAAUAUUUUAAGUUAAUACAAACGAUUCUUUCAAAAUAUUCUCAAGAGCAGUUAAAGUCUAUCCUUCAGUCAAAAUGUCAGAAAGAGAUGAGAUACCUUGUUCGUUGGAGAACAAAAUUAUUGAAUACAUAAAAGCAUUUAUUGAAUUCCACAAAAAAGAUAAAAUGCAAAAAGGAUAAAAAAGUAACAGCAAAACUAAUAAUAUAAGACCAAAAAACUAAAGUUUAACUUCAGGCGAACCAAGUAAGCUAAAGUAAAAUGCUAUUUUACUGUAUUCUACAUACUAAAGAAACGAGUCAGAAGAACCCUAAAAGUAUAAAAUAAAGCUAUCUACUUAUUUCAAUUAAAAUUGUUAUCAUUGUUGCAUUGAGCUAGAAGAAGAAAAAGAUUAAUAAAAAAUCAGAAAUCUAUAAAUAGCAAAGAAUCAUAUAGAGCAGAAGUUUUACAUAAUGUGCUUAAAAAUGGGGGAAAAACUUUCAAAAAUAGAAUAAAAUAUUUCAAAUAAACGAUUGAUUCUUUCAAACAUCAGAUUGGCUCAGCUUCAGCUACAAAAUAUUCAUGACCAUGCUAGAUUAAAAAAAAAAAUGCUAAAUAAUGAAAAUCCUUAAAGUUUUAAUGACAUUACCAUAGGAGAAAUAGUAUAACAUAUUUAAGAAUCAUUUCACUAAGCUGUUGAAUAAAACAUGAUAAAGUUUAUUUUUGAAAACUGCAAUAAAAAUACUGUUUUGCACACUUUAAACACUAGAUUUUAGUAAAUACUUCACAAUUUUAUUGAAAACUCUAUAAGAGCUAUAUAGAUAUCGCAAAUAGAAUAGAAGACAAAAAAUUAAGAUAUCAGCAGAAGAGUAAGCACAAUAUAAAAUGCUUUCAAAUUUUAGAAACAAAAACUGUAGAUAAACCCAAAAUAAUAAAAUACAAGUACAUCUCCUAUCGAAUAAGAAGAAUAAACAGGAAUGUCUCCUCUACUUUCAUUUAGAGAUAGAGAAAGAGCUAGGAAACUUACUUUUAAUAACAAUAACUAAUAUUACAACUCACUACUUAAUAAAUCAUAAAAAAGUAAUACUAAUUUAAGUGCAAAUUUAUUACCGACUCCACAAUUAUUUUAGUUAGAUAGUAGUAAAACUGAUAUCUAGUAAAAGGAUCCUACACCUAUAAAAGAUUAAUUUUAAGAUGGCUAAUUUAACAAGCUAAAUAUUAACUUACAAAAAGAUACAAAUGAAUUUUAGUUAAGCACUUCAACAAUCAUUUAAAAAUAAAAAAUCAAUAUUAAGUUUUAGCUCCUCGAAGGGUCAAACAAUAUGUCUAACAUUUUGAAAAUAUCAAUCUAAGACAAUGGGUUAAUUUUACAGUAAUCCAAAUUGCUUACUAUUUUAAAAGAAAUAGGAGAUGCUGAAAAAGACGAAAAUUACUAAUAAUUUAAAUUUUUAGGGUGGAAAGUUAACUAAGGUCUUAUAGGAAGGAUAGGUCCAUAUCAUGAUUUCUUUGCCUAAGCUUGUAUGCCAAAGGGGAUAGAAGUUCACUUUUAUAUAUACCAAAACUUAAAAAUAACGAUUGAAGAAAACAAAGAUAUUCCUUUUGAUAACUUAAAAUUUGUUUAGCAAUUAAAUAUCUCUAAAUCGAAUUUCUAUUCAACAUUUUCGAAGUAACUCUUAAAUAAUAUUGAAGACAUUAACAUAGAAGAAGAUAUGAGAGAUUAAAAUUAACCAAAAUUAAGACCAAAGCAAGUUUCUUAAUUCUAAAAUAAUUAAAAUGAAGAAAAUACUAUUAUUUAAUCUUCUUAAAUUGAUGAAAAAUUUAAUGACUCUGAAAUUUUAAAAAGCUCUACUUAAAUAGUUUUAGAUUCAAGUGCAGCAAAUAAAAUUUACUCUGACCUUCAUUACAAAGUAUCUUUGUUGAAAAUGAAUACUAUAAAAAAAAGUGUUAGUAUCUAUAAUACCAUCAACCAAACCAAAACCUGCCUUUUCAGAUAGACUUCCGAUAAUUAGUAAAACAGGCAUAACUUUAAUAAAAAUGAUCUUAUUACUAGUAAUACAAAUACAAAUCUAAAUCAUUUGUAAAGUAAUUUGACUGGAGAUGAAACCACAAGACCAAUUUUUUAAAACAACGAAUCAGAUAAUAGCACUUUGAUUAAUUGA
Molecule: messenger RNA, 2202 nt
Organism: Tetrahymena thermophila SB210
Lineage: Eukaryota; Ciliophora; Oligohymenophorea; Hymenostomatida; Tetrahymenidae
Exons: 4
Source: RefSeq, a predicted model, not a curated record